Thelazia callipaeda (thelaziosis nematode) is the source of this 423-nucleotide messenger RNA. NCBI's taxonomy places the organism in Eukaryota, Metazoa, Nematoda, Chromadorea, Rhabditida, Thelaziidae. The record is from the annotation of a GenBank genome assembly.
AUGAGUUUUAAUGACGCCGCGCAAUUUUGUGUAGGUAUUCCGAAUGAAUUUGCCACAAAAUUGGUGUUGCUGCUCAUGAGUUUCACGAUUUCACUGAUACUGAUUUGUCUAUUUCUGCUGUUGAUAAUUUACGUUCGCAACAGGGAUAAGCACAAAGACUUACUCUCAAAAGCUAAAGAUGAUUUAAAGCAUGUGAUCAUUGAAAAAGCUUCGCCAUACAUCGUCACACCAGAACAGAAAUUUACUCAGCAACUGCUAGCUUCUCAGGCGAUAACUUCCAUCGAAUGUUCGGUUUACGAUAUUGCUGACACAUUAUGCUACGUCGCAAUCCACGCCAAAAUUGCAGAUGAAUUUUUUCAUACGUCGCGAACAUUCAUUCGCUUAGUGCCACGUGGUAGAACCAAAUUUGAUAAAAGUGGUUAG